Bicyclus anynana (squinting bush brown) is the source of this 1990-nucleotide messenger RNA. RefSeq names its product cytochrome b5-related protein. The record is from RefSeq and is a predicted model, not a curated record. Gene Ontology annotation, cellular component: mitochondrion. NCBI's taxonomy places the organism in Eukaryota, Metazoa, Arthropoda, Insecta, Lepidoptera, Nymphalidae. The transcript has 5 exons. Gene Ontology annotation, molecular function: heme binding. The coding region runs from base 1 to 1362 and encodes 453 amino acids. Gene Ontology annotation, biological process: lipid metabolic process.
AUGGCUCCAAAUGUAACUGAAUGGGUUCAAGAAGCCGAAGAACGCGCCGCACUAAAAAAGACUCAUGUCAGUUUCCCUCAACUCAAAUACCCGUCUUUACGAGAUGAACCAUUUAAAGACCCUUUACAAUGGCUUACCGGAAAAGCAUUGGACGACGGCGCCGAAGGACUUUGGAGAGUUCAUGAUAAAUUGUAUGAUUUUACGGAUUUUGUAAAUAGACAUCCUGGCGGUGAAGAGUGGUUAGAGUUAACUAAGGGUACAGAUAUAACUGAAGCUUUCGAAUCGCACCAUAUAAACCCAACGACAGAGAAAAUGCUUAGUAAAUUUUAUGUAAGGGACGCAAAAACACCACGGAACUCACCAUUUACAUUCCACGAAGACGGUUUUUAUAGAACUUUAAAAAGAGCUGUUUAUGAUGAAUUAAAGAAAAUACCAAAAGACGCUUCUGUAACAGCGGACAGAAUAACUGAUGGACUGUUCGUAACGCUUCUGUGUAGCUCCAGUCUUGCCUGUUGGUACGAUGACUAUUGGUUGGCAACUUUUUGGUACGUUGUCGCGUCUUUAAGCUUAGCUACGUUGACGGUUACAUGCCAUAACUUUAUACACCGUAAGACCAAUUGGAGAAUGUACCUUUUUAAUAUGAGCAUGUGGUCAUUUAGAGAUUUUCGAGUAUCCCAUGUUCUGUCUCAUCACCUGCAUACGAAUACGCUGAAUGAUUUGGAAAUAAGCUCAUUGGAACCAUUCCUGCUCUACAAUCCAAGAAAAGAUAAGCCAUUACACGCGAGGCUCGGAUUUAUAACCGAAUGGCUAUUUUUUCCUUUCACGUUCUUAUUGAAUUUUUUCAAAAGAUUUCUCAGUAUAUUCGUCCGUAAAGGGUUUUUCAGAGCGCAUUACCGUUGGCACGACGCCAUUGGCUUCUUGUUGCCACUUUGUAUGUGGUUCGCAAGUGGCAGCCCCGUCACACGCGUCAUCUAUACUUGGCUGUGGAUAAACUGUACGGGCAGUUUGAUCUUCUUCACCAUUGCUGUCAAUGCUGCCCAUCACCAUCCAGACGCCAUUAAAGAUGGUGACCAACCUAGAAGUCUGACUCCAGACUGGGGAGAACAUCAAGUGGAAGCUCUGUUAGACCGGAAGGAUGUAAAUGGCAACACAUUCGCAGUGAUGACACUUUUUGGGGAUCAUGCUCUGCAUCACAUGUUCCCAACUGUCGAUCAUUCGGUACUGAAAUAUCUACAUCCAGUCUUCAUUGAAUUGUGUGAAAAAUUCCAAGCUAAUUAUAGAGUGUCGACGCAAUUUCAAAUGGUCCUCGGCCAGAUACAAGAAACAAUGCGGACUGAUUUUAAAACUCUACCGAAUAAAUGAAUACAAACGAUUAUUUAGAUCAUAAACGUUGUGAUAAUUAUUAUAAUGUUUAACAGCCGAUGUUCGUCCACUAAUGAUCAUUCUUUUCUUGUAAGGACUUCCUAAUACCAUUAUCUUGUACCACUAGCAUAAAGCGGUGCCCUGAACUCACUUGAUGCCUUGUGGUCUACCUAGUGGUCUACACUGGUAUGUGUAUUGUGUAUGUGGGUGUGGGGUCGCAAUUCUUAAAGUUUGGCUUAAUUAAAGUUAUGAACACGCCAACUUGUAUUUGUAUUACUUACUUGAUAAAAAUCAUAUUCACUUGAAAUUCAAGUAAAAAUUAGUAAAAACUAUAUAAAGCUAGGUAGACCAAGGAUAUCACGCAGGUUGCAGGGAGCCGCUGGAUACUCGCGGCUCGAGAUAGUUUUGUUUGGAAGUCCAUGCAAGAGGCCUAUGUCCAGCAGUAGACGUCCAUUGGCUGUUAAUGAUGAUGAUGAUGAUGAUAUAUAGCUCAUGAUCUGCUGAACCGAUUUGUUACCGACUCAAAAAUAAUUUACCUGACAACGCGUAACUAAGUUAGCCCUGAUGUUCUGGUAUUCCUUUUGUAGCUUAUUUAGAAUUAUAAUCAUUUAUUAAUAGACAAUGUAAG